Prunus armeniaca (apricot) is the source of this 1542-nucleotide messenger RNA. NCBI's taxonomy places the organism in Eukaryota, Viridiplantae, Streptophyta, Magnoliopsida, Rosales, Rosaceae. The record is from the annotation of a GenBank genome assembly.
AUGGCUCUCAUCACCCCACUUAUUCUGUGCCUUACAUUUCUUCUUCUCCCUCUUCUUCUUUUACUCAGAAAGAACAAGCAACAACAUAAGAACCCGCAAAAGCACUAUCCACCAAGCCCUCCCAAGCUUCCCCUCAUAGGCAACUUGCACCAGCUUGGCUCCUCGCCUCACCAAUCUCUAUGGCAGCUCUCCAAGAAGUACGGGCCAGUCAUGCUCCUCCAUCUCGGCCGCGUACCGACUCUCGUUAUCUCAUCGGCUGAAGCAGCCAAAGAGGCCUUGAAAACCAACGACCUCCACUGUUGCAGCAGACCCAGCUCGGCCGGCUCCCGCAGGCUCACAUACAACUAUCUAGACGUGGCAUUUUCGCCUUAUGGCGAAUACUGGAGAGAGAUUAGAAAGAUAUGCGUGCUUGAGCUCUUCAGCGUGAAGAGGGUCCAGUCGUAUUGGUCUGUCAGGGAAGAAGAGGUGGCUAAAUUGGUCAAUUCAAUCUCUUCUUCCUCAUCUUCUGGUGCUCCAGUUGAUCUUACUGAGAAACUGUUUGCUUUCACUGCCAGUAUAAUUUUCAGGAUUGCUUUUGGGACAACUUUCCAGGGAAGUAAAUUUGAGCAUGCUAAAAAUAUUCAUGAGUUGAUCCAUGAUACUGAGGCCAUGCUGGGAGGCUUGUCUGGAGCCGACUACUUUCCGUCUUGGAUCGGGUGGAUUAUGGACAGGGUUUCCGGGGUGCAUAAAGAGUUCGAUAGGAUUUCAAGUGAGUUGGAUGGUCUUUUCCAGCAAGUGAUUGAUGAUCAUCUCAGGGCUGGGACGGAAGUGGAGAAAGAUCAUGAAGACAUAGUUGAUGUGCUGCUUAAGAUAGUGAGGGAGCAAACUGGGUUUGGAGCUGCUCAACUUGGUCAUAACAACAUCAAGGGAGUUCUCUUGAAUUUGUUUUUAGGUGGAAUAGAUACCAGUGCAAUUACAAUGGAGUGGGCGAUGGCAGAGCUAGCUAGGAAACCGAAACUAAUGAAGAAAGCCCAAGAAGAAGUCAGAAGAUGCAUUGGAAACAAAGGAAAAGUCACUGAAGGAGAUACAGAUGAGCUUCAAUACCUCAAGAUGGUAAUCAAAGAGACCUUCAGACUGCAUCCUCCAGCUCCAAUGAUUCUGCCAAGAGAAACCUUGUCCCAUUUCAAAAUCCAAGGUUAUGAUGUCGACCCGAAAACACUGGUGUUUGUUAAUGACUGGGCAAUUGCACGAGACCCAGAGUCUUGGAAGGACCCAGAAGAGUUCGUCCCAGAAAGGUUUGAUGGCAGCUCCAUUGAUUAUAAAGGGCAGCAUUUUGAGUUUUUGCCAUUUGGAGCUGGUCGAAGAAUUUGUCCUGGGAUGUACAUGGGAACAACAACGGUGGAGCUUGGACUUGCAAAUCUUCUCUACUGGUUUGAUUGGAAAUUGCCUAAUGGGACGAAGGAGGAAGAUAUCAGCAUGGAAGAAGCUACUGGCCUUGCCCUCACCAUCUCGAAGAAAACUGUUCUCCACCUUGUCCCCGUGAAAAUAUCUCAGGAAACAUAA